CAAGAAAAGAAAUGCGAUUCGGCGAUGCGCGUCGUCGGCAGCGAUUGUGUCGUCGCGAGGCUUCUCUCGCCACCACGAGGAGGAUAUUUCGCCGAAUAAAUCGAAGGCGUCCGUCCACCCGUUGGAGGAUGAACCUGGAGAGAUUCUCGAACAAUGAGGAGAUGCCUGCGGUAGAACUGAUACGGCUGGAAAAGCCUCUUAAGUUAAUACCUGGUCGUCGUUGCUGACGAAACGUUUUCUUUCCCUUUCAUCGGGGGAUAUCGCGUUCAACCAGUCCACCUUCGACUCGCUCGGAAGAGGUUGGGACUAAUCAUGUCCACUAAGAGGCAUCGCGGGCAAAAAUUAAGCGUAGAUAAUAAAAUAGCACAUGAAGGCCGUAAUAGAUAGAAUGAGCGCAUCUCGGCAAAGCGAAGCGCGUUGCUUCAGUGAAAACUCUCCCAGGCCGCCAGUGCCAGGAGAAGAAACUGGAAGCUAUGGAAGCUAUGUCAGCCGGAUCCGUCCACAGAGCCCCGCUCUGACGCCAAGACGCUCUUCUUUCGCAACACCGCAAGCCUCCGGUGGUGGUUGCGAUGUUUCCGCGCCAUUGGGAUUUGAGCCGGAGGGUUGUUGCGGAACCACUACCAUGGAGGGCAAUUCGCCCCCUGCUUACGCACGGUGGGCGAGAAAUCUGCACUCCCUGUUAGAGGAUCCGGUGGGUUUAGAGCUGUUCAAGAGGUACCUUAGUCAGGAAGGGCAUUUGGAUCCGCUCAACUUCUGGUUCGCCUGCGAGGGCCUCAAAGAGCAGAAGGACAUGGAGAAGAUCUCGCAGUUGGUGAAGCUCAUCUAUCGGAGGUUUUUUCUCAAGUCGCAGCUAAGCAUACCGGAGGAUGUGAUGAAGGAGGCGGAUCGACGGGUCAAGGAAGGCCGCGCCGAUCACAAGGUGUUCGACAUCGUGCAGUUGGAGGUCGAGCGGCUGAUCAACGAGACAACAUAUCCCAACUUUCUUCAAUCUGACGUGUACGUGCAAUACGUUCAGUCCUGCCAGAAUCCCGAUUCCGGCGGUUGCCCGAGCUCGAGCUCGGGCAGCCGCGAGAUGUCCAUCUCCUGCGGACCGAGUCUGCUGCCCACCGUGCACGAAGACAGCGAGUACAUCGGCACCGGUUGUGUACACAUGCACAAUUCGCACUCGACCGGCGGGACGCCCGGGGAAUUGAGAUUGACCAAAGAUGUGCUAAUGGCUACCCAACAGAGUAGAGCGAUGGAUCUACGACCGAGGCCAGAAGCGUACGCCGGCAUUUACUUGCAACAUGGGGCUAGUCCGUAUCACAUGCACGUAUCCAGAUUGCACGCACAAUAUUCCUCCUACAACCCAGUAUCCAGACAGGAUUCCGAGCUUCAGAGUUUGAGCAGUGAUGCACGUACCGAGGUGGACAAUGUCUCCCUCAACAGCGGAUCCAUGGAUGGGACGAGCAAUAGACAGAGGAGCAAGAAGCAAUACAGCAAGCAAUCUAGUAGGGCAAUUAAAGAAUCCGCGAAUAUAAAUCGCGAGUCCAUGGCACAUCAUGUUGUCCCACGAACUCAGCGUAUGGCGUCCCCGAAGCAGAUGACGGCGGAGCAAUUCGCGGAAAUGCUCACGCAGAAAUUGGAGAUCCUGAUACGAGAGCAGAAGGCCCACGAGAAACUGGAGAAAUAUCUGUAUCAAGAGAACGACGUGUCAAAUGGUAACGAUACGUUGGUCGAAACUGGUGGAGCUCCCAAGACUCUCGGUGAUGCGCUGAAAGAAAAGCUGUCUGUAGAGGAGGACAGCGAUCAGGCGAUUCUCGACGAGCAUGUAUCUCGCGUCUGGUCAGAUCAGACACCCUCAAGGUCACCCAGGCUCUCGCCCGAGAGAAGGCGUCCCGCUCACAAUCAUCCACGGCCUUACAAGCAGAGGAAAGAGAAAGAUAUGGACUCCACGUUCUCAGUGGAUAGCGGUAAUAUUCACGACUUCCCCGAGGGUAGCGACCUUGUCGGUGCCGGUUCCAUGAGUUCACUAGGCUCACAUUUGCCCAAAUCUAAAUCUGUGCCAUCAGAUUACUCCGAUUUCCUCCACAAGCAGGACCUGCAUAUUCAAGGCCACGACCAAAGAUUCCGAAGGUCGGACAUGACGAGACGAUCAGCCACGAAAAAGUCAAUGACAGAGCUAACAGAUAGCGGGGUAAGCGUAGUCAGCGACGUGCAACCUUCCAUAAAUAAGGACGUUCGUCUGAUGCCUCGGUUUAAAGAAGACAAGAAGGUUGAUUUGAAGCACAGUAGUCGUCACGGCAAGAGGUACGGCUCGCGUAGUGGGUCUUUGGAAAGGCCAAACAGAGAAACCUGGAGUAUGGGGGUACCUGCUCAACCGUUCGUUGCUGAUCCGGGAAUGCCACCUCUGACACCACCUCACACGGUUAUACAACUGGAGGAGACUUGUAGAAGGCUAAUGGAGGAGAACAAGGCACGCACUAGUUGCAAGCAACGACACAUCAACGUUUCGAAACAGGCGUACGAGUUCGCGUCGCAGAGUCAACCGUACGUCCAAUCCAAUCAGUCCACUUUGAGGAAACCGAAGCAGGACGAUUUCACCACUGUUGUGUUCAGUUUCUGUGACGAGCAAUUCCCUUACAGGACCAAAAUUCCUGGUCACAACGUCACGUUGAAGCAGUUCAAGGAGUAUCUUCCGAAGAAAGGGAGUUAUCGGUACUUUUUCAAAACGGAAUGCGAAGACUUAGAUAUGAAAGUCAUACAAGAGGAGAUAACGGACGAUGCCGAGGUUUUGCCACUGUGGGAGGGCAAAGUGAUGGCGCAGGUUAAGGCGCUUGAAUAAUAGACUGAAUAAAAGGAAACGAAACCGAGCGCGAAAUGCGCGUAUUCUGACCAAGUGCCGCAAUAAAUGUUAUUUAAGAGACCCGCCACUAAGCUGGCAGCCGACGCGCGCUCGGUGUUUAUACAUAUAUACAUAUUAACGCUUGUCACGCGGCCUCUUUCUCAUAAUUGCCUAAGAAAGUAGUUUUAAUCGAUGAAAAAGAUAAAAUAUCGGAGUCGAGCAAUAUCGUUUCGUGCGUGAACGUUGCGGAAAAAUUAAGAAAAGAAAGGCCUCACAUUAAAUUCUGUCGGUCGAAUGUCCUCGAAAGUAUCUCGUAGACUUUGUUGACAUCACAAGUACAGUAACUAUUUCAUUGUGGGUUCUUUUCCGCUCAAAUAUUUUUUAAUAAGACUUGGUUAAGGUGUUACUUUAUCGGCUGAAGUUUCGAAUGCGAGUUUCACUCCCAUGAUGAUUCUUAGAAGAUUUUAUCGGAUCGUAACGCACUGUUUUCUAGCCUCACUGAUAAGGUAGACAAUAACUUGAAUUAAAAAACCAUUUGAGCGGAGAUCAGACCAGAGUGGAAUUAGAGCCGUACUCUUUUCAUUUCCUACUUUUCAUUUUUCAUCAUAUUUAUACUUUCACAUUUAUUCAGAAUAGAGAAAGAGAGAAAGAAAAGAUGUUCGUUUUUUUUUUGGUGAUAAAAUUACUUUGUCAACGAAUUUUGUGCGACGGACAGAUCGCGCGACACAGCGCUCUAUUGUACAUACAUAAUUACUAUGUAGCGAUUUUGAUGACAUUGCUAUGCGUUUUGUCGGUACGGGUUUUGCCAGAUGCGAUUAUUGUUUAUAAUUUCGCCUGGCGCGAUACCACACUUUCACGGGAUAGUUUGGGCGAGAACGGCAACACACAUCGAUAUACCGAAUACAUUGUGACCGACUAAACAAUUUCUUCCUCUCGAAGACUUCCCAUAGUUCCCCACACGACUGUACAAAGGAUCCGCGUAGUUGAUCGCCUUAGCAAGGUCCGCGUAGGCACUAGACUUACAUAGGAAAGGAUAAUUAUUACAAACUAGCAUCUAAUAUAUCGCGUAUGAAAUAUAUUACAUAUAUUUCAUGUAAAUACGAGACGUUGCCUCGUAUAUAAUAUAUGUAAUGUGUCUUUACGUACGCGCGAUACAUUGAAAAGAAAUUGCGAAUCAUGUUUUUUUUCCCGUUGUGCCACUACCGUCACCGUUGCAUUACCGUCACCCAUUCGAUAUUGUGAAAUGAAGUUCACCGAGCGUAGCCUAAUACACGGGGCGAUAUUCGUAGUACGUGUCAACGCGCAGUUGGCAUCGGGACGGCAAACAUCGGUGGAGAAAAGAAGAAAGGAAGAUCAUUAGCGUUUAGAUUGUAAUAACGUUUGUAUCAGGUGCGGAAAUAUGUGCCUUUUUAGCGCAGUAAGGUCGAAAUAAGUCUAAGAGAGAUGGUUAAGAGAUAUUUAUAAAUUGCAAAGUGUACAGGGGCCCAAUCCUGAUAGGAAAAACUUGUGUCCGAUAUUGAAUCCCAAAAUUGUAUCUAUGUCGAUUUAUCGGCGAGUUUAGUUUUUUUAAACUCGUUCAUCGAAACCGAUUGUCGUAUUUUAUUUAACUCUUUCAGUUGUAGAAGUCUGAAUUAUUCAAAUUUUAUCUGUGUUUCACGUGUGAAAUUGUGAGGACUUUAACGUCUCACGUUAAAAUGUUCGAUUGUAUAAAGAUCGCAGUAGCUGUAAGAAUGUAAUCUUUCGUCUUUCGAUUUGGAAGAAAAAGAUGUAUAAAAAUGAGAGCUCUUUUAUCAAUGGAAAAAAAGAAUAAAGCUCGAAACUGAAGGGAUUAAAUUAGAACACACAAUUAUUACAUUGUACAAUGAAUUGCGAAAAAUGCCGGAUGGCCCUCGAUCGAUGAAUUGCGAAAAAUGCCGGAUGGCCUUCGAUCGAUGAUUCGACUUUAUAAUUUGUGCCGGAACUCGCUUCCUACGCGUGAUCCCCGUGGGAAAAUCGAUAAAAAAGAAAAAUCGGAAUAAUAUGCGUACCGUUUAUUUGAAAAUUUGAUCGUGUCUCCGCAAAUCAAUACUGAACGACGACGUGUGCGAUCGAUGACAAUUUUUCAAUUGUACGUUAUUGAUCAUUAUCGAUUAAUAUCACGAACGUUAAAGUGUUCCUGUACCUAAUUAAUUAAUAACGAUUAUUAUUGUAUAUCAAAAAUAUUGAGAAUAAUAACGCGAUUUUCACUGAGAA
This is a messenger RNA of Temnothorax curvispinosus, 5056 nucleotides long. It is a transcript of the gene Axn, whose product is annotated as axin. The record is from RefSeq and is a predicted model, not a curated record. The coding region runs from base 368 to 2824 and encodes 818 amino acids. The transcript is spliced from 8 exons. NCBI's taxonomy places the organism in Eukaryota, Metazoa, Arthropoda, Insecta, Hymenoptera, Formicidae. Gene Ontology annotation, biological process: negative regulation of canonical Wnt signaling pathway.